GCCGAUCAGCAAAUAAAGACUGCUUGAAUAUAAGUUUUCAACUUUUAGUGCUGUAGAUGGAGGAUUGAAUUUUUCCAAUCAUGCAAAGGGAUAGAGACCCUCUAGUUGUUGGACGUGUUAUAGGUGAUGUUUUGAACCCCUUUGAGAAGUCCAUUGCUCUGAGGGUCACUUAUAACAAUAGAGAGGUUAACAAUGGCUGUGAGCUCAAGCCGUCUCUUGUUGUCAGCCCACCUAGGGUUGAUGUAGGCGGUGAUGACCUCAGGACUUUCUACACUCUGGUUAUGGUGGAUCCUGAUGCACCCAGUCCUAGCGAUCCCAACCUAAGGGAAUACUUGCAUUGGUUGGUGACUGAUAUUCCAGCAACUACAGGGGCAAACUUUGGACAAGAAGUUGUGUGCUAUGAAAGCCCACGACCAACAGUGGGGAUUCAUCGAUUUGCUUUCGUCUUGUUUCGCCAAUUGGGUAGGCAGACAGUCUACGCACCCGGAUGGCGCCAGAAUUUCAACACCAGGGACUUCGCUGAGCUUUACAACCUUGGAUUACCUGUGGCUGCAAUCUAUUUCAAUUGCCAGAGAGAAAGUGGCUCAGGUGGAAGAAGAAGCUGAUCACGAAAAACCCUCUAUCUUUGAACAUGUAUUAAACAAGAAACUAGUCUACAGAAGUGUGCGUAUGCUUAUGGUUUGAAUGUGUGAGCUAUAUAUCUAUAUCUAAAUACUUUGU
Juglans regia (Persian walnut) is the source of this 720-nucleotide messenger RNA. Its product is annotated as protein HEADING DATE 3A-like. Bases 81 to 605 code for a protein of 174 amino acids. Lineage: Eukaryota; Viridiplantae; Streptophyta; Magnoliopsida; Fagales; Juglandaceae. The transcript is spliced from 4 exons. The record is from RefSeq and is a predicted model, not a curated record.